GUCUCGGACUUGCCGCCGUUGCUUGCCAACUUCACUCUCUAAUCUGUGUGGCUCACUUCACUUCGGUGGUUAGUCAUUAAUCUAAGGAGAAUAUGGUGCUUUCUUUUGUAUUCUGUAAAAUAAGAUAUCAAUAAAAUAACAGGGGGUGAUUGGCAGUUAAUUUAAAUCUCAUUUGGCCAACUAUUCAAACAUGAAGGGGAUCGGUUUUGAGCUUGGCAAAUCAUUAGGGCCUUUGGGCAUAGCUGCGGCUGUCGGUGCUGGUAUAAUGAUGGCUGCAAAUGCCAGUGACGCUAUGGGAUUUAAUGAUGCUUUUUCAAGUAGGCAACAGUUUAGAGUAUCAUCAAGCCACGUAGAAGAAGAAGAGGAAGAAGAAAAGAAGCGAAAAUUGAAAGAUGUAGUAGUAAUAGGGUGCGGCGCUGCCGGGAUUGCUGCCCUGAGCAAGCUGCAGGAUGCCGGCUUGGACGUGGUGGGUUUAGAGGCAGCGUCUAGGAUCGGUGGACGAAUCCGCACCAUUCCCUUUGCGGAUGGCGUCGUCGACCUCGGCGCAGCGUGGUGCCACGGCGAAACAGGAAAUAAGGUGUUUGAAUUAGCCAAUCCUCAUGACCUUUUGGGCAGACCCGGCAAAGAAGAAGUCUGGUAUAUAUUUUCCAACGGCACCCUUAUGCCAAACGGGAACGCAAAUACUAUUGUCAACGAAUUCAAAGACGCUGAGAGAGACGCAAAUGGAAUUGAUAAGAGGUCCAUUUCGAAGUGUAUUGACGAAAAAGUGGGUCGUAAGUCCAUCGUUGAUCCGGGAAGAAUUCCAAUAACCGCGCCGUUUAUUGAAUGGUACAAAAGAGAUAACCACCUGGGAGGGCAAGUCGAUCCUAAAGAGGGGAAGUCCCUUAGAAACCUUGUGGAAAAUGAGACUUGUCGCGGGGAGUUCUGGCUCAAUUGGAAAGGAAAGGGCUACAAGACUAUUCUAGACGUUUUGUUGAAAAAAUAUCCUCAUUCGUCGAAGUCCGAACCUGAGAUAUUUCUGAAUACCAAGGUGAAUUCUGUAAUUUGGCAACUGGAAGACGAUACCAAUGACAAUAAACCGUACGUGAAAGUAAUUGCGAAUAACAUGACGAUCGAGACGAAGUGUGUUAUCAUCACUGUCUCAAUUGGGGUCCUUAAAGAAAGCCACAGUAAGCUGUUUAUGCCCAUGUUAGAGCCGGAAAAAAUCAGUUGCAUAGACAACAUCGGUUUCUGCGUGUUGGAUAAGAUUUACAUAGAAUUCGCGAGCACAUGGUGGGGUCAUUCACCCGCUAAUUUCAACGUCAUAUGGAAACAGGAGGACAAGAAUGAUUUUUCCGAGAUUGAUCAGUGGGUGACAGAAAUAUACGGACUGAGGACAGUUGAACACCAGCCGAAUGUACUCUUGGCUUGGAUCUACGGAGAGGGGGCGAAGAAAAUGGAAGGGAAAGAUGACCAUGAAGUAAAAAGUGGCAUCGAAAAAUUUAUGCAACAUGUAUUUAGUUUAAACUUCAAAGUGUCGGCGAUUAAAGGAAUCAUAAGGUCCCAGUGGUCUAGAGACCCAUUAGUUCGCGGCUCGUACUCGUACCGGAGUGUGGCCACGGAAGAAGCCGAGGCCAGUGCGGCAGGCCUCAAGAAACCUCUGAACUUUAAAGGCAAGGCGGUCGUAUACUUUGCUGGGGAGGCCACUUCGGAAAAACACUACAAUUCGGUCCACGGAGCAAUAGAAUCGGGAUUCCAGGCUGCCGAGGAUGUGAUGCGAGCGCCUCCGUUUUAAAAA
Messenger RNA from Ostrinia furnacalis (Asian corn borer), 1777 nucleotides. Its product is annotated as spermine oxidase. Bases 191 to 1774 code for a protein of 527 amino acids. Gene Ontology annotation, molecular function: polyamine oxidase activity. The transcript is spliced from 9 exons. The record is from RefSeq and is a predicted model, not a curated record. NCBI's taxonomy places the organism in Eukaryota, Metazoa, Arthropoda, Insecta, Lepidoptera, Crambidae.